Messenger RNA from Pieris napi, 1959 nucleotides. Its product is annotated as mitochondrial folate transporter/carrier. Lineage: Eukaryota; Metazoa; Arthropoda; Insecta; Lepidoptera; Pieridae. Gene Ontology annotation, molecular function: FAD transmembrane transporter activity; folic acid transmembrane transporter activity. Gene Ontology annotation, cellular component: mitochondrion. Gene Ontology annotation, biological process: nucleotide transport; folate import into mitochondrion. The record is from RefSeq and is a predicted model, not a curated record. The transcript has 6 exons. The coding region runs from base 247 to 1206 and encodes 319 amino acids.
GUUGAUAAACGUCAGAAUUGGUGCAAAUUGAAAAACGACUGACGAGUCGAGUUGAAAUUUGAAAGAAAUCAUGUGGAAAUCAUUUCCCUCACGCCUAUUUCAUUUCGACGAAAUAUUAGGAAAGCAAUGAUGUGCAGUGACAAUAGUAUUUUAAUUAAUUUCGCUAAAGAUACCUGGAAAAGUUUGCGGCAAGUGUAAAUAUCUAUUCGGUCCAUACAAAAUGUUUCCGCUGUGAUUUAAUCAAUCAUGACCACAAUGAAGAAUCCUAAUACGUCGUCUUCUAAACUCGCUCUUCUUAGUCAUAUCAAAUAUGAACAUUUGGUAGCUGGAAUAUCUGGUGGUGUAACGUCGACUCUGAUCUUGCACCCUCUAGAUUUGAUCAAAAUUAGAUUCGCUGUAAAUGACGGCCGGACAGCGACAGUUCCGCGAUACGAUGGCCUCGGCAGCGCUUUCGUGACAAUUGUCAAGAAAGAAGGUGUCCGGGGUCUGUAUAGAGGAGUCACUCCGAAUGUCUGGGGCUCUGGUUCAGCUUGGGGCUUCUAUUUCUUAUUCUAUAAUGCAAUAAAAACAUGGAUUCAAGGCGGCAAUGCCCGGACGCCCCUAGGACCCGGCCUUCAUAUGCUAGCCGCGGCAGAGGCCGGGAUCCUCUCUCUGUUGAUGACAAACCCCAUUUGGGUGGUUAAAACCAGGCUCUGUCUGCAAUACAGCGAAGAGCAUGUAGCUGAUAACAAGAGAUAUAAAGGGAUGGUCGAUGGACUUACUAAGAUUUAUCGGACAGAAGGCAUUCGGGGUCUAUAUAGGGGCUUCGUUCCUGGCAUGUUUGGAGUAUCACACGGCGCUCUACAAUUUAUGACAUAUGAAGAAAUGAAAAAUAGAUACAAUCAAUAUAGAAAUCUGCCCAUUGACAUAAAAUUGACGUCGGUAGAAUACCUGACGUUCGCGGCAGUGUCGAAGCUGCUAGCUGCGGGUGCAACGUACCCGUAUCAAGUGAUUCGCGCCCGUCUGCAGGAUCAGCACAGGGUGUACCAAGGGGCGUGGCACUGCGUUACUGAAACUUGGAGGCACGAGGGAUGGCGUGGUUUCUACAAGGGACUGAAACCGAAUUUGAUACGUGUUGUCCCCGCAACAAUGAUUACUUUCCUAACAUACGAAAAUGUAUCGCAUUUUAUGCUUAAUCGAGGAAAAGAAAUAAAGAUAUCCUCCUAAAUUUCGUAAUUUUACUUGCCUUUAUAUAGUGUUUAUUGACAAUUCAAGAUUUGGAAUAUCGUGAAUCAUAGAUUUCCAUAUGUUUAACACGAUUUAUCGGGUUUCCCAGUAUUUAAUGAUGGCGGUUUAGUAAUGAAAUCGCGCACAAUAUUAUUUCAAACCAUUACGUUGAGGGUGACCAAAGUGAACGGUCGUCGCCAUUUUAGACAUUUUAUUCUUUCAGAAUGAAAUUAUAUUUUUUACUGAAUAUAGGUUUAAUUAAUUUUUAAAGUGAAAUUGUUGAUUCCUAUUAAGUUGGUCGUUAAUUUUUCUUUAAGUUCAUGUCAAAUCAUAAUUCGCUUGAUAAGCGCGGUAUAGACUUUUAAUUUUAUUGGCUCCAAAGCCAUGACAUUAAAAAAUCACACAAUAACUUUAAUAAUGUAGUAAACUAUGUGUUAGGAAUUGUCAAUACAAAUAAGCUUUAGAAACUAUAUAAAAUUUAACCAUUUUUUUUUUCCAAAUACCAGGCGUAAUUCUUAAUUUAUCUAAAGCACAUUCGUUUGUUGCUACCCGGGUCCUGAAAAAAUAUUAAUGCAAUUACGACUAGUUUUUUGGAUAAAAUACAUUUUAUUUCAACUGCGAAUUAAAGCGAAGUUGGCUGUGUUUGAGUGAUGUUUAUUAAGUUCAUCAUAUCAUUUUUAUUUUAAGUAUGUAUGAGAGUUUUGUAUGAAUAGGUAGAAUAGUUUUUGCUUUGAAUAAAUUGGGUUUGAAUAA